Messenger RNA from Gracilinanus agilis (Agile Gracile Mouse Opossum), 1473 nucleotides. RefSeq names its product interleukin 17D (gene IL17D). The transcript is spliced from 3 exons. Gene Ontology annotation, cellular component: extracellular region. Gene Ontology annotation, molecular function: cytokine activity. Gene Ontology annotation, biological process: inflammatory response. Lineage: Eukaryota; Metazoa; Chordata; Mammalia; Didelphimorphia; Didelphidae. The coding region runs from base 1 to 633 and encodes 210 amino acids. The record is from RefSeq and is a predicted model, not a curated record.
AUGUCCCGGGGGAAGGUCCAGAUGCCUGUGGCCUUUUUCGUGCUGUCAAUGCUGUUGAGCCUCAGCUCCGACGCUUUCCGCAUAAACAAGCGCCCGGUGCGGACUCGAACCUGUGCCGACCGCCCCGAGGAGCUCUUGGAACAGUUGUACGGCCGGCUAGCGGCCGGCAUGCUCAGCGCCUUCCACCACACCCUGCAGUUGGAACCUCAGGAUAAGGAGCGCAACGUGAGCUGCCCGGCAGGGGGCAGGCCGGGCCAGGACAAGAAAUACCGACUUCCCAUCAACCUGCACAGCGUCUCCCCGUGGGCCUACAGAAUAUCCUAUGAUCCCACGAGGUAUCCAAAAUACAUGCCCGAAGCAUACUGUCUGUGCAAGGGUUGUCUGACAGGCCUCUAUGGAGAAGAGAACUUUAAUUUCCGCAGUACCCCCGUCUACAUGCCCACAGUCAUUCUGCGCCGCACCUCAGCCUGUGCGGGAGGGCGCUACGUUUACACAGAAGAUUAUGUGACCAUCCCGGUGGGGUGCACCUGUGUUCCAGAACAGGAGAAGGAGGCAGAGAGCCUGAACUCCAGCAUCGACAAACAGGGGAUGAAGCUGCUGAUGAACCCGAAUGACAAGCCCACAACGAACUGAACUUGAAAACUCAACAGCUUCCAUUUUGACUUUUCUGUCCCUGCAUAGGAUCAGGAAAUUAAAAGCAAAUUAAAAUCCUCUUCUUUCAAAACGACCUGGCCAACCUGGAAGGAUCUCACUCCGCCAUGAGAAGAGGAUGUUGGGUCGUAAAACAACAAACCAAACUGGCAUUUUCUUUUCCCAUAAACUAGUGUACAGUUAACGACAACAUUGCAACUAUUUUCUUCCCUGGACAAAUGUUAGUGCCGUUUUUGUAUCCUGGUUUGAAAUGCAUUCAAUAUUGGGAUGAAUGUAUGAUUCACUUUUAUCUACUACUUUGAAUUCAUAGACUAGCAGAGAAUUCUGAUAGGGGCUGCCCCUAGGAGUUAAUUUCUCACAAUUCUUGGAGCCAAGAGAGCAUUGCUCUUGGAAAGAAAUUCACUACAUUUCCCUCUCCAUCUGGCCACAGAGAAUGGAGAUGACACCAAUCAAAGGGCUCUCCUUUUUGGAGCAUUUUCUUCAAAGUGGAAGGUUGAAAAAAGCUAACUGCCAGAAAUUUGGGACUACGAUUGAAGCUGCGAUAAAAAGUAGAUGUUUAGCUUCAUAGCAAGGAGUGAAGAGACCACUGGCAGCCCAGCAAGUUCAGGUGGGGGAUUCCUCUGAGCAGGGAGAAGAAAUGGAAUAGAUGAACCUGGAACCAAGCUGAAGCCCUUUAGGCUCACUCUAGCUGCCCCCCUCCCAGAGGUUAGCACAUCUUCAUCCUGGAUCCUGAGGCCAUACCAAAAGUCGACAGAGACCCAUUGACAAUGUCCUCACCCUGAUGGUCAAUUAUCCUAGUAGGUACCUCAUAGGCUUUUUCCA